CUCGAUUUCGUGGCGUCGUCUGUAUAUAUUUGUGAAGGAACCGCACUGCCGUCUUCUCUCAGCAGACUGCGUGCGAAGUUUGGGUCUCUGAGAGUGAAAGAGAGAGUCCAAAAGAACCCGAAUUGAAGAAGAAAAUGAUGAACAAGAUCAGGACGGAAGUUGAAGAUGGAAUGAAGCUGAUAUGGAAGAAGGUCGACCCGAAAGAUCUGAAACCUGGUGACCACAUCUACGCUUAUAAGCGAUACGGCUCUUACAGCCACCAUGGAAUAUAUGUGGGGGAUGGUUAUGUGAUUCACUUCACCAGGACAGAGAUCAAGGAGGCCAUCCUCCCAUUUUCCAGGGUCGAACCAGAAACUGUCCCCCCCUGUCCAGAAUGUGGGUACCAGGAAAACACUGGCCGCGGGGUCAUUAAGACGUGCCUCAAUUGCUUCCGUCGGGGCCACAAGAAGCUUCAUUCCAUUCAUUACUUCAUGUAUGGCGUACCUCAAGUAGGCCUUCUACUGAAGAAAUCAGGAACUUGCAGCACCCUUUCUUGUACCAGAUCCCCUGGACAAGUUGUUGAAGUUGCUUAUGAGCUUCUCAAGAGCAAUGGAUUUGGUAAAUAUGAUCUUACUAGUAAAAACUGCGAACAUUUCGCGACUUACUGUAAGACGGGUGUACCUGCCAGCGUGCAGACGGCAUUUUAUGAGCGGCUCAUGAAGUUUGGCAAGUAGUCUUCUUUCCACUUGUGAUUGUUUUUAAUCUGAUGACGCUCGCACUUUGGCAGAUUUUGUAAAAAUUUGAGAUGCUCUGUCCGUGUUGAAAUGUAGACUUUGGUUCAUAUCUUCAAGUAGAAGGCACAAUGAGAAAUGGCCUCGAUGUUCAUGCUAAUGCACUUGUUUAGUGAAAUGAUGAGCUAACUUUUUUUAUGCUU
This is a messenger RNA of Rhodamnia argentea, 913 nucleotides long. Its product is annotated as protein LEAD-SENSITIVE 1-like. The record is from RefSeq and is a predicted model, not a curated record. Bases 135 to 713 code for a protein of 192 amino acids. The transcript has 2 exons. Lineage: Eukaryota; Viridiplantae; Streptophyta; Magnoliopsida; Myrtales; Myrtaceae.